This is a messenger RNA of Puccinia triticina, 591 nucleotides long. RefSeq lists its product as uncharacterized. The coding region runs from base 1 to 591 and encodes 196 amino acids. The transcript has 3 exons. The record is from RefSeq and is a predicted model, not a curated record. NCBI's taxonomy places the organism in Eukaryota, Fungi, Basidiomycota, Pucciniomycetes, Pucciniales, Pucciniaceae.
AUGGUCGGCUUACUCUUCGUCUUGGCUAUCAAAAGCUUCGGUAAAAUGUCGCUCGUACCUUUAUUCGAAUAUUCUCCCUUGAAAACGCAUAUCAUUUGGAACAAGAUCUGGCAAACUCUGCCGCCCUCCACAUUCGGUGCUCUGAAUGGCCUGGCUCAAGUAAACAGUUUCCCUUUUUCUCUCUGUGACGAGCGCUUGGCCGAACCCAUCUUCCCCUCUUCUCUUUCCCGCCCUUCUUCUCGCACAAGUCGUUCUCAGGCUUGGACGUUUGGCCCGUUCAUCACCAAAACGCUCGUAUCGAUCAGCAUCAAGGAACAGUACCUGGACGGAAACUUGAUCUGGCUAUGUCAAUGCGGAUUCCUGCACGCGCACAAACUGGCAACACGAUCGUCUACAUCUGUUGCGCGAGCCCAACCUAAGCCCUUCUUGAUCCAAUUCUUGUCCGCCGAGUACCCGCCACUCGACCCUUUCAGCAUCCGUCCCGGCUGCACGCGCCGCCGCUCAUUUGGCCAGCUCGUCCUGAAAAUCAAAGGCCGCCAAAUCGCUAAAUACUUUGCUGAAGAUCUUCUAUCCGGCCUUCUGUCUCAUUAA